CUUUGGAUAUCUCACUGCUUCUAAGGUCCUCGCUUCCACGAGGUCGUCUACAACGUCGCUAUGGCCUUGCUCAGAUUGCCUGACGAGCUCCUCACGCCCAUCGUCAGCCAUGCCAUUCCAGAAGGCUUCGAGAGCCUGUGUCUAGCCUGCCGCAGGCUUCACACGUUUUGCAAACCCUUUAUUAAGCAGCAUAAUGUACUCCGCUCGGAGUUUCGCAACUUCAAUUACUACGAAAAGUUUGGAGAGCAUUCCUUUACCAUCAGGACAUCGUUUGAGCUUAUUGCCCGGAUCGCUGAAGAGCCAGUUGUUGCACGCUACAUACAGCAUGCAGAUUUCAAGCCGGAUCUUCGGCUACCUAUCGGUAAACGGCUAUGGUUGAUGGAAGACAGUGGCUAUCGUCCCGACACCGUCCGCGACUUAUUUGCCAGUUCUCGGUACUUGUUAGGUACAGAUUGGCAGGACUACUUUACUAAGUAUGAACGAGAUCUAGAGGACAAUCGCUAUUGUCAAGCUGCCAAUGCCUUUCUCCUGACACUGCUGCCUAACGUCAAGUCCGUGGUGCUUCCACAGUUGUGGAAAUCCGACAAGGACACUGAGAAGCUUCUUGAGGCCAUCGUCGACCAUGCGCGCCAACCCAACACCACUUCGAUCAAUGCCAGUCUCUCAUUGUUGACCACUCUGAAGACUUCUCGCUCGUUGGUAGAGCGGCAAGGCCUUGUCCUGAACAAGAUCACUCCGCUCCUGGGCCUUCCACGCAUCUGCUCAUUCCACGGCCCCUGCUCAGUAUCCCAUGGAGAAGAGGGCUUAUGUCAAUCACUCCCACCCCGUGUCGGCGAGACAAUGGAAAUAGCCCACUUGCUCAGCAGCAACCUCGACGGCCCUGGCAUGGAACACUUUCUGCGCUGCACACCGCGUCUGAAAACGCUCGUUUACUCCCACUCACGCAAGCAGGUCAGUGCACCCUGGGAUAUCUGCUCGCUCGUCACGGCUAUUGCUAAGGAGGCGGUUAGCCAUCUUGAAGAGCUGUCUAUUACGACGCACGACUUUACAGGCAAAAUCGCCCUUGGAACAGCGACUAUGCGUGGCUUUGUGCGUCUGCAAAAGCUAGAAAUCCCUCUUGACCUUGCAACGUGCGUAAUCCGAUCCGCCGCCCAACUUGAGACUAAAGAGAGCCUGGGAACGGACUCCGUAGCGGAUGCAAACCAGUCUCAUGUCGAUCUCCUGAUGUGUGGCCUCGUUCCUGCUUCAGUCACGAGGCUGUUCCUGAGAUCAGACGAAUGGAAAGGUCGUGAUGAUGACCACGAUUCCGUAGAUGAAAUGGGCGACGGGGUUCCCGCGUUCAAGGGGAGGCCGCAACAGCACGACCGAACGCUCGAAACCAUGUUCCAAGGCUUUGCUGAGAAAAAGGACGCUCAUUUGCCUUCUCUCAAAGAGAUUCGCGUAUCGUGCCCAUCAAUUGCCGGCGAAGCCUACAAAGCCCGAUGUAAGAGUUUGCUUCCCGAGGCUGAAAAAGUAGGCGUGACAGUGUACCUUGAUGAGAUGCGGUACCCGGACGUCUUAGAUUUUGCAGGGACGAAGCAGGCGGUUUAGGUUAAGUAUAUAGGCCAGGCUGUAAACGGGUCAGAAGAAGGUGUGCUUGCGCCACAGUAUCUUACAAUCAUGAGAUGUAGGGGAAGGCCAUACUUUCCAACAAGCGAG
This is a messenger RNA of Lindgomyces ingoldianus, 1698 nucleotides long. RefSeq lists its product as uncharacterized. Gene Ontology annotation, molecular function: protein binding. The record is from RefSeq and is a predicted model, not a curated record. The transcript has a single exon. Lineage: Eukaryota; Fungi; Ascomycota; Dothideomycetes; Pleosporales; Lindgomycetaceae. The coding region runs from base 61 to 1590 and encodes 509 amino acids.